This is a messenger RNA of Eucalyptus grandis, 514 nucleotides long. RefSeq lists its product as uncharacterized. Bases 135 to 410 code for a protein of 91 amino acids. Gene Ontology annotation, biological process: seed dormancy process. The record is from RefSeq and is a predicted model, not a curated record. NCBI's taxonomy places the organism in Eukaryota, Viridiplantae, Streptophyta, Magnoliopsida, Myrtales, Myrtaceae. The transcript has a single exon.
CAGUCGCCCUACCUCGACAACACUUGUGAUCACACCUGACAAAGAGGCCGCCACGUACUGGGGAGGAGGUCCUAUAUGGCAGGAGUCACGGUCCACCUACCCUCCGGGAAGGGCAGAGGGAGAGAGAGAGAGAGAUGGCGAAGAGCAAGGAGGACAUCAAAUACGGAACGGCGCAGGCGAAGUUGGCCGUAGAUGAGACCCUGCGAGUCGCGUACAAGCACGGGACUCCCCUGGAGGGAGGCCACAUCGCUGAAUCGGAGCGGGUCGACCUCUUCUCCUCCGCCCACAACAUUCCUCCGUCCCAGCCACAGCCGCGACCCAACCCUAGCGCUGCUCCGCCUCCUCCGUCGGCCGAUGAUGGUUCGAACGCCCCUGACAAGACUCGUGCUACCUCGACAAGCACCGGCUGAGCAACGUCCAUGCCCUUUCCUUUCUUUUCUUUCUCCUCUUUUCUCUUACGUACUCCGCUCCCGUCAAGGGUUUCGCUUCAGUUAAUAAAUUACAAGUUCCCGUA